Molecule: messenger RNA, 576 nt
Organism: Meloidogyne enterolobii
Lineage: Eukaryota; Metazoa; Nematoda; Chromadorea; Rhabditida; Meloidogynidae
Source: the annotation of a GenBank genome assembly
AUGACUCGCCUUAUUUCUGGCGAGAUUCAACUUUAUUUGCUUGAUUUGAAUGAGAAUGGACAAUGCAAAGAAAUGGAUUUAGUCAGGGUCUCCGCUGCCUACCAACGUCAAGUCGGUGAUUAUGCAGCUUAUUAUGUUGAAGCUCUUCGCUAUUUGGGAUGUGAGGAUUUGGAAAAUCUGAAAAUGUCAGAAAGGGAAGAAUAUGCUCUUUUGCUUUGUGUUGCUGCACUUUUAGGUGAAGGGGUUUAUAAUUUUGGUGAAUUGCUGGCCCAUCCAAUUUUGGAAGCACUUAUGGGAGGUCCAAAGGAAUGGAUUGUUAAUGCCUUAUAUGCUCUAAAUGCUGGAGAUUGGAAUGAGUUUGAUAAGAUGGCAGCUCGUCACCCUCCAAAGCAAAGAAAUCUUUCUUUUGCAAACAUCGCAAAAACGGCACAUUUGGAAGAAGAUCAAGUUGAAUUGCUUGUUAUGAAGGCUUUGGCUAAUGACUUAAUUAAAGGGCAUAUUGAUCAGAUAAGCCAAAUUGUCAAUAUUACUUGGAUACAACCGCGAGCACUUUCUUCUGAACAGGUUUUAAAUUAA